CUGGGACUUCGGAAAGCCCAUCAGCGCUCCAGAUCCUGAUUGGCUAGAGACUUCUUAAGUAUUCAUGAGGGGGCGGGUUGAGCAGGGCUGCCCUUUGUUAACCAGGGAGGGCGCGGCCGCGGGCAUUCUCGCUGGGGUCUCACCGGGCGCUGUGGCCUUGUCAGAUUUCGGUCGAAAUGUCCUACAUCCCGGGCCAGCCUGUCACCGCCGUAGUGGCCAGUCAGAGUCUUCCUUGAGGCUGUGAGACCAUAGUCCUCCAAUCCUAAUGCCAGGUGCAUGCCUGAACAUAAGCCGGCAGAUCUGCCCUUUCUCACGCUUGGAUUGCUCACGGGGUGGAGAUGCUUCCUUCCCAGUUUUACCCUCUCAGCAAAGAGUUGAAAUCCAUAAGUUGCGUCAAGGUGAGAACUUAAUCCUGGGCUUCAGUAUUGGAGGUGGGAUCGACCAGGACCCUUCCCAGAAUCCCUUCUCGGAAGAUAAAACAGACAAGGGCAUUUAUGUUACACGAGUAUCUGAGGGAGGUCCUGCUGAAAUUGCUGGACUGCAGAUUGGAGACAAGAUCAUGCAGGUGAACGGCUGGGACAUGACCAUGGUCACACACGACCAGGCUCGGAAGCGGCUCACCAAACGCUCGGAGGAGGUGGUACGCCUGCUGGUGACCCGGCAGUCUCUGCAGAAGGCCGUACAGCAGUCCAUGCUGUCUUAGCAGUCAGCCACAGGCUAGACUUGCACCCGCUGACCUUUCUGUACAGUGAGAACACAUCCACGCUCUGUCUAUAUCUAGUUCUGGCUUCUGCUGUGUGCUGGGCCCCAGCUCUGAGGGGUAACAGCUGAUCCCAAAGGUCCAAGCCAACCUUCUUACCCCUCAACCCCCCAGCCUGAGGCCAUGGGACCAGUUCUUUCUCUUGGAGACUGAGGACUGGAAAUAAGGGCCUAGAGUAGUAUCCAGUCUUCAGUAACCACAGGCCCAGCCAGAGACCUGCGGUGGGUUCCGCUACAGCAUGGGCUGGGCAGUCAGGAAACACCUCUGAGAGCUACCAAAGCUUGGAAGGGCCAAGUAGGUUCCUUUUCUCUCAAUUUGCUCUGGUUGAAGGGCUUGGCCCUGCCCUGCCACCUUCUCAGUGCCUCUCCCUAUGCUUCCCUCAUCAUGGUGCCCAGCCUGGGGCUGGACCCAUGUACGCCAGAGACAGUAUGAAGGCCACCUGGAUAAAGAGGGCAGGCCCCCACUCCCUUCAUCCCCCUCACGGGUGCUGGCCUCCCCACAAGUUUCAAGACUGACAUUUCAAGGCAGCUCUCAGAACUGCCAUUUUUCUCUACACCUGUGGGUUAAGCUUUUGUCUUUUUUAAGUCACAACUUUGAUACAAAAGUGUUUUUAUCUUACUGUUUGAAUUUAGCUUACUAAUUCAUACACCUGGAAGCAGCAACUUGUAGCAUGUGACCAAGCCAGUUGGUUACUAUGGAAAUGGGACAGUAUGAUAGUCCAUGUUCAGCACUUGUGUCCAAUAAACAACGCUGGAAUUCA
Molecule: messenger RNA, 1520 nt
Organism: Apodemus sylvaticus (European woodmouse)
Lineage: Eukaryota; Metazoa; Chordata; Mammalia; Rodentia; Muridae
Gene: Tax1bp3
Product: Tax1 binding protein 3
Exons: 5
Coding region: 266-703 (145 amino acids)
Biological process (GO): neurotransmitter receptor transport postsynaptic membrane to endosome; neurotransmitter receptor transport, endosome to postsynaptic membrane
Cellular component (GO): postsynaptic membrane; postsynaptic density; adherens junction
Molecular function (GO): protein binding
Source: RefSeq, a predicted model, not a curated record